AUAAUAAUUUUUGCAACAUGCCAAGUCCUUCCCGCGGGAUAUGAACAGCUCGCAGCGGUUAACCGCUUGCACUUAAAUGUCUAUGGACUGUUGCACAUCAUGUGCUCGAUAAAAAGCUUCAAAGAGAGGAAAUCACUUCUUCAAGUCUUGGGAGUAGUUGUGCUCUUGAUUAGUAGCCACUGGGUCCUCUCUGCAAUACAUGCUUCAUCCUUCUCAGAGAACCAACAAAAGUUAUCUUCAACACAGAUGUCUUAUUAAUAGCCUGUAGGUGAGUUUUGCAGUGGUUAUCAUAUAAAAUGCAAAAGGAGCAGUAUUGUUAUAUGAGACCUUAUGCAUCUGUGGGUUGUUCAGGAGGCUGCUGAUGGUUCAACAUGGAUGCAUGAUGCAAAUUCCAAUUGGAAGCCAGUCAGUAGUUCAAUAACAUGUGGAUUGCAUGGAGAAAAAAGUUCCCAAGUUUAUGGAUUUUGAAGACUUGAGAACCGGAAUUCAUUCCCCAGAAGAGUUAUAUAUUGUGAUUUGGAGCAACCAAUGAACCCGAUGAUAUCUUGGUUUCUGAGAACGACAGUACUCUGGCUUCUACUACUACACAUCACAUCUUCUGCUGAAGACUACAAUUUCACCUUCAAUGGAUUCCACAAUGCAAAUCUCAGCCUCGAUGGCAAUUCAAGCUUCUCUGCUAAUGGGAUCUUGCAAAUCACCAAUGCAACACAGCAAUCCAAGGGCCAGGCCUUCUACCCUUCCCCGCUCCGCUUCAAGAUGUCUCCAUCCUCUGCUGCUCGCUCCUUCUCCACCACCUUUGUAUUCGCCAUUGUUUCCCAGUACCCUGGCUUCAGCAGCUAUGGUUUCACCUUCUGCAUCUCUCCAACCAAGGCGCUUGAUGGAGAGUCUGGCCACUACAUGGGCCUUCUCAAUUCUACAAACAAUGGACACCCAGGGAACCACAUCAUUGGUGUAGAGUUUGACACCAUACUCACACCAGAAUUCCAAGACAUCGAUGACAACCAUGUUGGCAUUGAUAUUCAGAGUGAGAUUUCAAACAGCUCACACACUACUGGAUAUUAUACAGGUAAUACUAAUGCAGACUUUCACAACCUGAGUCUUAGCAGUGGGCAGCGGAUGCAGGUAUGGGUAGAAUAUGACAGCAAAGUUUUGCAACUUAAUGUGACUUUAGCUCCAUUUCGAGUGCCAAUGCCUAAAAGGCCUCUCCUGUCAUUCAAUGUUGAUCUCUCCAGCCAAAUAUUAGAGGAGAUGUAUGUUGGCUUCACAUCAUCUGAGGGUGAUGACCUUACUUCCCAUAGCAUUCUUGGUUGGAGUUUCAAUAUGGAUGGAAAGGCAACUGAUCUUGAUCUUGACAGCUUGCCUUCACUCCCUCAGAGCAACACUAAGAACCAUAAAUCCAUGCUCUGGACAGUCUGGUUGGCUGUGUCUGUGUCUCUAUGCUUGUUAACAGCAGUUUUGAUUAUCAGGCAUGUAGUGGCCAGGAGAGCCAAAUUUGCAGAGCUACGCGAGGACUGGGAACAGGAGUAUGGUCCUCAUCGUUUCUCAUAUAAAGAACUCUUCCAAGCCACAGAAGGUUUCAAGGAUAGACACUUUCUUGGAUUUGGAGGCUUCGGUAGUGUCCACAGAGGAGUGCUACCCACAACCAAAGCAGAAGUGGCAGUCAAGAAAGUCUCUCAUGAAUCAAGACAGGGAAUAAGGGAAUUUGUUGCUGAGAUAGUGAGCCUUGGCCAGCUCCGGCAAAGGAACUUAGUCAAGCUCUUGGGCUACUGCCGCCGUAAGGGAGAACUACUCUUAGUCUAUGAAUUCAUGCCCAACGGCAGUCUUGACAAGUAUCUCUUCAGUCAAACAACGCCAUGUCUGGACUGGAACCAGAGGUUCAGAAUCAUCAAAGGAGUGGCUUCAGGCUUGCUCUACUUGCAUGAAGAGUGGGUGAAGGUGGUGAUUCACAGAGACAUCAAAGCUAGCAAUGUGUUACUAGACAGUGAAUUCAAUGCAAGGCUUGGGGACUUCGGCCUUGCUAGAUUGUAUGAUCAUGGGACUGAUUUUCAGACAACUCAUGUUAUGGGGACAAUGGGGUAUCUAGCUCCAGAGCUAGCAAGGAGAGGCAAAGCCACAACAAGCAGUGAUGUGUAUGCAUUUGGAGUGUUCCUUCUUGAAGUUGCAUGUGGCCGAAGGCCGAUAGAACCCAACGUAGAUUUAGAUGGAGAGGAUGUUGUUUUGAUUGAAUGGGUGUUGGACAGUUGGAGAAAGGGAGACAUUAUUGCUUCCUGUGAUGGCAGGCUACAAAAACAGUAUGUUUUGGAAGAAAUGGAGCUUGUGCUGAAGCUGGGGUUGCUCUGUUGUCAUCCUAUGGCCAGUUCCAGGCCAAGCAUGAGGCAAGCCAUGCAGUUCCUGAAUGGAGAUUCCACCCUCCCAGAAUUCUCACCUUUUUCAUUGAAUCUUGAUUUCUUGAUCUCUCAUGCAGAUGAAGGAUUUGAUAACUUCAUGCUAUCUUGUCCAUCUUCAGUUCCUUCAACUGUUUCUCUUCUUUCUGAUGGCCGCUGAUGCCUGCAGUUAUUCUUUUCUUUUCUUGUAUUAAGUAGUGAUCUUUGGCUAUGAAAUUAGUUUGAUAAAUAUGUUGUUGUUCUUCUCUUUUAUUUAGUUAUGUAAUCUAUGUGCAACUUUGUGGAGAUUAAAUGAUAAAAUCAGGCUGAAGGUUGAAUGAAAUUGCCUCUGUUCUUUCUGUUGCAA
Dioscorea cayenensis subsp. rotundata (Guinea yam) is the source of this 2730-nucleotide messenger RNA. RefSeq names its product L-type lectin-domain containing receptor kinase SIT2-like. Lineage: Eukaryota; Viridiplantae; Streptophyta; Magnoliopsida; Dioscoreales; Dioscoreaceae. The coding region runs from base 529 to 2544 and encodes 671 amino acids. Gene Ontology annotation, molecular function: ATP binding; carbohydrate binding; protein kinase activity. Gene Ontology annotation, cellular component: plasma membrane. The record is from RefSeq and is a predicted model, not a curated record. Gene Ontology annotation, biological process: protein phosphorylation. The transcript has 3 exons.